AUGGAUACUUUGAAAUCCAUGAUAUUUACUUCAUUUUCACCCUCUUCUUCUUCCUCCUCCUUUGAUGAGGAGUCUGAUGAUGAAUAUAUGAUCACACUUUUAGCAGCUUAUAAGCAGAAUACCAGUAGUAUGCUUCAGAUUCUUAAGUCAAGUGAUAGCUCAAAGAAAAUAAGGGGUUCUAUUGUAGGUCACAAGUAUAUACGCAGAGAUAGAAGGCAAGGUCAUGACAGAUUGUUUGCAGAUUAUUUUGCUACAAAUCCAGUGUAUUCAGCUACAAUAUUUCGGAGACGUUUUCGAAUGCGUCGUCCUUUGUAUUUGCGAAUUUUGAAUGCAAUCGAAGCACACAAUUCAUAUUUUAUUCAAAAACAUGAUGCAGCUCACGUAGUUGGAUUAUCUGCCCUACAAAAAAUGACUUCAGCGAUGAGAAUAUUAUCAUACGGUGUCGCAGCAGAUGCAGUUGAUGAUUACAUACUGAUUGAAAUCUUUGGAGUAGAAUAUCUGAGAUCUCCGACACCAACUGACAUUGCUAGGUUACUUGCUAUUGGCGAGGUUUGGGGGUUUCCGGGUAAGGCUCCCCCUGUCUACUACACUGUUAAUGGACAUAGUUACGAUAUGGGUUAUUACCUUGCUGAUGGUAUAUACCCGCAAUGGGCAACACUGGUUCAAACAAUUUUUUCUCCCCAAGGAGCGAAGAGACAACAUUUUGUAAUGAUGCAAGAGUCUGCCAGGAAAGAUGUAGAGCGGGCAUUCGGAGUCCUCCAAUCUCGAUUCGCAAUUAUAGGUGGUGCUGUACGUUUUUGGGAUCCAAAAAUGUUGGCCAACAUAAUGAAGACUUGCAUUAUAUUACACAAUAUGAUUGUUGAAGAUGAGAGGGAGGAGCACCUUGAUUUUGAUUAUGAAAUUUCAUCUACCAACACACCGGUGCAACUUUCCUCUACUCCUACCAAUGACUUUGAAUCAUUUUUGUCUUGUCAUUUAGGUAUUAGGGAUAAAAAUACAUAUCAUGCCCUCCGUAAUGAUUUAAUAGAACAUAUGUGGCAUCUUCGCGGUGAAAACUAG
This is a messenger RNA of Camellia sinensis, 1059 nucleotides long. The record is from RefSeq and is a predicted model, not a curated record. Lineage: Eukaryota; Viridiplantae; Streptophyta; Magnoliopsida; Ericales; Theaceae.